Molecule: messenger RNA, 1457 nt
Organism: Psylliodes chrysocephalus
Lineage: Eukaryota; Metazoa; Arthropoda; Insecta; Coleoptera; Chrysomelidae
Source: the annotation of a GenBank genome assembly
GAUAAUUUGAAUCUAUCAUUUCACAUUCAUAGCAUUCCUGUCCAAAAAAAUUAAUCCGACAAACAUAACGUCAGAAUAUUUUUUCUGUCAAGUGUUGCCUAAUUUUAUUAUGAUUUUUAGAAGAUAUUAAAAACUAUAUAUACAAACAGGUGCUAUUUAAAUAAAUAGUAUGUCCAAAUUUAAUACUGAAGAAAAAUCCCCACUGUUGUUCGUCUUAGACAGUAACGAGGAUUUGUCGAGGGCGAGAUAUUUCGAAAGAAGCAGAUUCAACGGUAUUUCCACUGGAGCUACAGCAGUUUUCACGCAUUUUCCAAAUUAUAUCGGUUCCUGUUGGAUAACCACAGCCGUUUGCGGCUUAGUAUUUUUCAUGAUGCUCCUGCUUGUGCUGUCAACGAUGACAGCUGUCAGUCUUCGAGUACCGAGAUGCGUGGCGGCGCACGACGAACCAAUAAACAAGACCAUCCAUUUGGUGCACGUCCAUUACUCUUUGCCUGAAACGGACCAAGUCAAAAUCGUCAAAGAUUUGAUGGGACUGUAUCCGGAUUAUAAUAUCCGAAUUCUGUCAAUUAUAGAGAAAGACAGGAGCAAUGUUAUCGAACACGAUGGAUGGAGUAAGGAAGUGAACGUAACGACGAGUGGAGUAUUUUUGACUACUGGUAGUACUAGUAGUACGAUGACAACUGUUUCUGAGAAAAAGAAGGUAACAAAAAGAAGAAGAGAAAUCGACUUCCGCGAAGCCAACAGAUUCUUGGACAUGCUUUUACGCGGAUCGUUCGUAGAAAAAACGGACGCCAUCCUCGAAGCGCCAUCCCUGAAAGCAGUAACCAUCACAACACCUUCUCCAUCAACCUCGAAAAUAAAGAUCCAAACGGUAGAAGAACUAGUAAAAUUAUAUCCGCAAAAUAUAACGUUAGAAAUUACGACGUACAACCAACAAUUUUUCGCGUCACCCCUGUAUCCGUACUUCAAAUUUAUGAACGAGAAAAUUAAGAUUUUCGCCGUACGGGUGAUACAGAUUUGGCAAUACGGCGGAAUUAGUUACGAUUUGCAGACUGCCAGCAGCAAUUUAAAGGAUGUGAUGCACAAUAAGUUCGGAAAAGUGCAAAAUUUUGUCAUCACCGAAAGAAAUAACGCAGAAAUUAGUGAUAAUUCUAACAAAAUCGGCGAAAAAAUCGUAAGUGUAGACGAAAGAGCUUUGCAUUUAGAAAGCAAAGUUCCUUGCCAUGCAUUUUUUGGACAACUUUUGAUGGUAUUGAGGAAGACCAACAGCUUGACGACAGUAAAGCAUGUAAUGCAAUAUGCUAUUAGAAGUUUUUGUAAACAUUACGCUCCAAACUCGGACUAUUGUCAUAUGUAUAUGAGUAUUUAAACAGUCGAUUAUUGUGUACAAAUAUAUUUAUUUUUAUGUUGUUUUUAUUGUAUAAAAUCGAUUUUACUGUUCUUAAUUUUUUUAUUCC